Messenger RNA from Neopsephotus bourkii (Bourke's parrot), 5031 nucleotides. RefSeq names its product splicing regulatory glutamic acid and lysine rich protein 1 (gene SREK1). Gene Ontology annotation, molecular function: RNA binding. The coding region runs from base 2216 to 3829 and encodes 537 amino acids. Gene Ontology annotation, cellular component: nucleoplasm. The transcript is spliced from 11 exons. Lineage: Eukaryota; Metazoa; Chordata; Aves; Psittaciformes; Psittacidae. The record is from RefSeq and is a predicted model, not a curated record.
AUGGUGCACUUAACCAAAAGUGAUUACUUGAGCAACAUGAGUAAUGCCAAUUACCUCUGUAAGAUGAACAAUAUACUUAAAGCUUAGGCUUGUAUUUAAGUAGCUGUCUGAACUUGGCUCACUGUCUGUUAUGUGCCUAACUCAGUUCCUACUUAAAAGGGCUAAAUGCCUAAACAUCUCUUAAAUUUAUCUGAUUAAGUAUAUAUUGAAUUGGCUGUAGGUAAGCACAUACUUAAAUUAGGCAUAUACUUAUGUACAUUACUGGACAAGGAUCUAAAUUAGAAUGCAGACACACCACUUCAGGAGCCAUUUCCACCAUUGGAUUUACUUGAUCCAUGUCUGUUGAUCCUGUAGAAACCUGCAUGAGUAUCCAGUGAAUUGCAAGAUGCUAGUUGUUCAGGAUAAGGUCUGGUUCAUUUAUCAUUUGAAAGCGUUUAAAUACUAAGAUUUUCAGAAGAACUAGUAUGUAAUUCUAUGCCUAAUUUGCAUGCACAGCUGCUGGAACUAUAUUCAAAAGCCUGUUAGUGAGCUACAUAAUAGGCAGGAUGUACAGCAAAGUACCUAAUACUCAUGAGCAGUCAGGCAGAUCAUGUACACCUCUUGUUGCAUGUCUAACUUCAAAAUGAGAUCUAUAAAGAGUGCUGAACAUUGUGAUGAUGACUCAGAUUCAUGCAUGGGUUUUGGUUUUUGGGGUUUUUUGUUUGUUUUUUUUAAGCCCUGGAAAUCGUUCUUGCACAGUUAAUAAUUAAGUGCUAAUAAUUUUCCUGUUUUUCUCCUUUUGAUAGCAAAAUCAAGUGGUUUGUUACAUGUUAAGGAACAAGGUGCCUCAAAAUUUAACAUAAAUGUAAAUAGGAAGCAUGAGAAAAAAUGGGUACUGUUGUUUUUAAUUUUCUAUUCCACCCAUGCUACAUACACAUUAAGUUUCAUUUAGAUUUGUUUUGUCUUUUGGUGACACUCAACUGUAACCCAGUCCUUGUUGCAGCUCUGUAGAACAGGUUUCCUUAUUUUCAUUUUUUUUAAAGUAGAUGUUUUCUGUGGGGUCUAUGGGAGCUUGUAUGGCUAAAGCAGCAUAGUAUUUUGAAACUUGCCUUGUAUUUUGCUUUCUGAUAAGAAUAUUUAUGUACUAAUUUUUAAACCCUGAAGGUGGGGGUUUUACAGUUUAAAUAUACAGUUUGAACCAAAGCAGUAAAAGCCACUGGUGCAGUGUUUGUAUAUACCUUGGCUUUUAAAACAGUGUUUAAAUAAAAGCAUUGACUUUAAUAAAGUACAUACCGAAGGGCUUAGUUGGAUAGCAUAUGUACAAUUAUGCCAGUAAUUUUGAAUAGAUCAUAGGUAUCUAGUAUAAUCAGGACUUUCCUGUAGUUUUUAGUGUUUGAUGUUUGUGCCAGUUUAAAUCCCUUUGCAUUUCAAAUUUAAUAUGUACAUAUAAUUGUAGUUGUAAUUGUUUAACUAUUAAAUCUUGAUUUUUGAAGAUUUGGGGUCAUUUAGCAGUCUGAUUGUGUCCAGUGUUGAAUGAAACUUCUGUUUAAUUCAGAUUAGCUGUUACGUAAACUUCUAGCAUGACAGGGGCAGUAUAACCUGGAUGAAAUAGUGGAAAAUUGGUAUUUUGGGAAAAUACAGCUUGCUUACCUGAUCAGUUGCAAUUUUUUUCAAUCUUAAUAAAUUUAAAUCUUAUUUAUCAGAGGUUUGGGUAAACUGAGGUGAACUAGAAUGUGAGACAGUAUCAGCUGAGUUUUUUUCUGCCCUUCCCUCUUCCACCUCCAACUUCACAUGUAAUACAUGUUGAGUGGAGUCACAGUAGUUUAGUAGUAUUUUUUUAUUGUUAUUUUAUUUUUACAUCCAAAGUAGGUAUCACCAGAGGAAUUAAAAAAUAAAAAUCUCAGACAACAAAAACAAACACAAACACAAAUUUCAGUUAGCACAUACUUUGUUUUUUCUUUUUCUUUUUGUUUUACUGGUUUGGUUAUUUGCCAUUUCUGGGGAUUAAACUUUAAAAAAUGUUCUUCUUUUCUGUAUCUGAUGUUCUGUGUGCUAUUAGUGAUGCAGCCAACACGAACGGUUGUCAUGUGUAAAACAACUUUCGAUCACCGCGAAAACACCGCCCUGGGAAAGCGUCCAUGCUUGAUAUCGUUUGGUUCAUGAACAUUAAGUUUCCAGUACAGGUAAAAUCCCAGACGAAGCCAAAGCCCUUUCCCUGUUGGCGCCUGCUCCUACUAUGACAAGUCUGAUGCCUGGUGCAGGGUUGCUUCCUAUACCUACACCAACUCCUUUGACUACACUUGGUGUUUCACUUGGCACUUUGGGGGCUAUACCAGCAGCAGCAUUGGACCCUAACAUUACGGCUCUGGGAGAAAUACCACAGCCACCAAUUAUGGGGAAUGUGGAUCCAUCCAAAAUUGAUGAAAUCAGGAGAACAGUCUAUGUUGGAAACUUGAAUUCACAGACUACAACAGCAGAUCAGCUGCUUGAAUUCUUUAAGCAAGUUGGAGAAGUCAAAUUUGUGCGAAUGGCAGGUGAUGAGACGCAACCAACAAGAUUUGCUUUUGUGGAGUUUGCAGACCAAAAUUCUGUACCUCGAGCUCUUGCCUUUAACGGAGUUAUGUUUGGAGACAGGCCACUGAAAAUAAAUCACUCCAAUAAUGCAAUAGUGAAGCCUCCUGAAAUGACACCACAAGCUGCUGCCAAGGAACUGGAAGAAGUGAUGAAGAGAGUCAGGGAAGCCCAGUCUUUCAUAUCUGCUGCUAUUGAGCCAGAGUCUGGAAAGAGCAGUGAAAGAAAAGGCGGCCGAUCUCGUUCCCAUUCUCGUUCAGAAUCCAGGUCUAGCUCAAAAUCCCGAUCUAGGAGGAAAAGAUCACACUCAAAACACAGAAGUAGAUCUGGCAACAGAUCAGUCUCAAGACACAAGGACAGACGCAGAUCCAGAAGUCCUGUGAAAAAACGUUCUAGAUCUAGGGAAAGGCGGAAAUCAAGAAGUCGCUCUCGUUCUCGGGACAAGAAAAGAGACAAAGAAAAGGUCAAGGAAAAAGAAAAAGUCAAAGAGAAAGAGAGGGACAGAGACAAGGAGAAAGACCGAGACAAAGAUAGAGAACGCGAUAAAGAGAGAAACAGGGAGAGAGAUAAAGAGAGAAACAAAGAUCGGGAGCGAGUCAAAGACAAGGAUAAGGACAAGGAUAAGGAGAAAGAUAAGGAGAAGGAAAAAGACAGGGAAGAAGUAGACCAGGACAAGGAAAAGGAAGAUACUGAGAAAGAAGGAGAGAAGGACAGAGAGAAGAUUAAGGACAAGGAGGGAGAUAAGGAAAAAGAGAGAGACAGAGAGAAAGAAAAAGAUGGGGAUAAGGAGAAAGAGCGAGAAAAAGAGAGAGAUGAUAAAAAGAAGAAAGAGAAGAGAUCCAGAACACCCCCAAGAAGCUAUAGUUCCUCAAGAAGAUCUCGUAGCUCAAGCAGAGGAAGGCGUAAAAGGAAGAGUAGAAGUCCCUCCAAGUCUCCUAAAUCAUCCAAAACAACCAAAAGAAAGUCUUCACGAACUCCUUCUCCAAGAAGAAGCAAGAAAGAAAAAAAGAGAGAGAGGGAUACAAAUAACGAAAGAAGAGAAAGAGAGCGCUCCACCUCCAAGAAAAAAAGUAGUAAAGAAAAAGAGGGAAAGGAGAAAUCUGACAAACGCACCAGUACCUUGAAGGACAAAGAUCACACUAAAGAGGAUCAGAAUUCAGAAACUGACAAGGAAGUAGACCGCAGAGAUACAGAAAGGACAGAUGAAGUCAAACUACAACAGAAUGGGAACUGUCAACCAAAUGAAGAAAACCUCUCAAUUAAAAUGGAAGAGGUUUAAAGCAAAGAGUGGGCAUUUGAUUCAACUAAGGAAUGAAAUCCAAAGCAUUUUCCCAGAAUGAGGAAGAAAAUAAAGCAAUCAACCUGAUCAUGUUGAUAGUACUAGUAGCUCUUUCAAUUGUUGUGAUAGCUUUGUUGUCUUCUUGCUGUAAAGCAAGAGAGCAUGGACCAGUAGUUAUACCAUGAAAAGGCAGAUGCCAUCAAAACUGUUCAUCUCUGAAAAUCCAUGUGUUCUCAUGAUGGCUGUACUUAAUUGUGAAAUGAUUUAUGUUAAGUUUUGCCAUAAGCAAACUUUCAGUAGAAACUGAAAGAUGUAAACCUGUACUACCCAAAAGAAGCUGAAGAUAUGCAUUGAAGUUUGUUUAAAAUUCUGCUUGUUGAUGAUUUUGUGUUGUUUUACCUUUGUGGGUUAAAAAUAUCCACAAAAACUUCAGUGUGUACUGUUUGAUGUGCUUGGAAAUGGUGCAUAAAUAUAUGCACUUUUUUCUGUUGUAAAUGACCCCAACAGAAAGGUGUUUAAAUAUAAACACAGUUUUACAGGUCUUCUGUUAAAUACCCACUGACCAGUAUGUUUUUCAGUUGCUUACUGCUUGAGAUUCUUGGGGUUUAUUAUUUGAAAGAAUUUCUUACUAGUAUCCCUAAAGUUAGUAUUUCUUUUAAAGUGUUUGAACAAUGCAUGUUACUUUUCUGUUCGUAAAAGGGACACUGUUAUGUUAUAGAUAAUAGGUCAGAUUACUGAGUUAUUUUGGGGUUGCUUUGUUGUUUUCUUUGUCCUUCCAGAAGUGAGCACUUCUGUAUCAUAUUAUCUGAAUUACAGCUUUUGUUUUUAGCCGUACUGCAGUGUGUACAGCUGCAAAUAGUACAGGUGCCAUUAUGAAAAUAAAAUUUUCUUAUUUGUUUUAAAAAAAGUGGGAGCACAAGCAGACGCUUUAGUGCCUUCUUAAAAUGUGGUAUUUUCUAGAAACAUACGUGUGCUGUUACUCAUUUUCAACUAAAUCUUACAUGAUCUCUAUUGCUGUUUUGCCACCACUUUCCUGUAGACAAAAAUGCAAGUGAUUUGUCAGAAUGGUUGCUAUAUUCACUUGUUAAAAUACUGAAGUUCCAUUUUUCUUCUUUUUUUUUUUUUUUUUUUGAAGAACAGAUUUAUAGAUAAAAGCAAAAAUGCAGUUUGGGGACCACCACUGUACAAAAGUAGUAGCUUAA